Sphaeramia orbicularis (orbiculate cardinalfish) is the source of this 657-nucleotide messenger RNA. Its product is annotated as claudin-4-like. The record is from RefSeq and is a predicted model, not a curated record. The transcript has a single exon. Lineage: Eukaryota; Metazoa; Chordata; Actinopteri; Kurtiformes; Apogonidae. Gene Ontology annotation, cellular component: membrane; bicellular tight junction. Gene Ontology annotation, molecular function: structural molecule activity. Bases 1 to 657 code for a protein of 218 amino acids.
AUGCCUUCAGCUGGACUGGAGAUCCUCGGGGUGAGCCUGGCCGUCCUGGGAUGGAUCUCAGCCAUCGUCUCCUGCGCUCUACCCAUGUGGAGGGUGUCGGCGUUCAUCGGGGUGAACCUCAUCACGGCGCAGAUCACCUGGGAGGGGAUAUGGAUGCACUGUGUGGUCCAGAGCACGGGUCACAUGCAGUGCAAACUCCACGACUCCAUGCUGGCUCUGAGCGCUGACCUCCAGGCGGCCCGGGCCCUCACCAUCAUCGCCAUCGUGGUUGGGGUCGUGGGACUCCUGGUGGCCGUCAUGGGGGCAAAGUGCACCAACUGUGUUGACGAGGAGUCCACCAAGGCCCGGGUGAUGAUAGCAGCGGGGGCCACCUUCCUCUUGGCCUCAUUGUUGGAGAUGAUCCCGGUGUCGUGGACCGCCCACAGCAUCAUCAUGGAGUUCUAUAAUCCCAUGACGCCCGAGGCACAGAAGAGGGAGAUAGGGGCGGCGUUGUACCUGGGCUGGGCUGCAGCCGCCUUCCUGCUCAUCGGAGGGGGGAUACUCUGUUCCAGCUGCCCCCCCGAGCCUGAGAAACGAUUCGAGCCCCCUUCACGGAUGGUGUACUCCCAGGCCAGGUCGGUCGCCACCAGUGGCCACGACAGGAGGGACUAUGUCUGA